CCCAACAUACCUGUUCAACAGAGCGUAUCAAGUAAUAAUAAGCGCUGUUUUGAAACUUUAGUCUCAGUUUUUGUUCAUAGCGCGAUUUUAGGCAAAUGUUUGAAGGCUGGGAUUUAAUUUUCAUGUUUAAAAUCUGAAAACCCCUUAUCCCAAUAUGCAGCAAAGAGCGCGGGUGCUUCUAGCGCCGUUGUGUGCACUUACGUUUUGUUUCAUCAGCGUCAAAGGGCUGGGAACAGUGCUACUUCCGGGAGACGUCUACAUCGAGUUUAUCGGCUCCGUGUACUCCGACAGCUCGUGUCGCGUACCGGUUGUGGAGGUGCUGCAAGCGAUCAACGCAAUCAAGUGGACGCUUGGGCGGCUGAACGACGUCAACUUCACCAACGGUUUGAAGCUGGGUCUGAGGGUGAGCCCGACGUGUCAGUCCGUAGAGAGGGCCACCCAGGUUACACACCAACUGAUUGUGGAGAUGGGAAACAACGACACAAUCGACGUCGUCGGUGUAAUCGGCUCCGACUUCAGUUCCGAGUCUGAAGCAAUCUCGCGCAUGCUCAGUCCGCUACCUGACCAGUAUCGUUUGCUGCAGGUCAGCUGGGGUGCCACGUCCGCCUCACUGCGCAACCGCGAGCUGUACCGGAACUUCUUCAGGACCAUCCCAGCAGACGAUAUUCAAGUUCAGGUAAUGCACGAGUUUCUCGUGGCGGCUCGCUGGACGAUGCUCACGGUGAUCUACAUGAACGACACGUACGGACGUGGCGGCUUCUGGGAGCUAUCGGAGAGACUCGUCGGCUCCGAUAUAUGUGUGGUUGGCAGCGUUGCAAUAGAGCCCGAGAAAUACAAUGUCACCGUGCUAGAAGAUGUAGUGAGGAACGAGGUAUACAAGAUCAAUGAUACAAGGGACGAGCCGCCCGUAAGCGGUAUUAUAGUGUUCGGAAGCUAUCAAAUUGUUGAGGCUUUGUUCCAAGCAAUACAAAAUCUGGAAAACGACAACAAAUCUGCUCACUUCAACAGGCCCAGUUUAAUUCUUUCGGAAACCGGGACAUAUUUUGAAGGCAAAUUUCCUAAUGUUUCGAAAGGCGCGUUUGUGUUAAGCCCCCCUCGGCGAAUAAUUUCAGAGUUUCAAACCCACUGGAAGAACAGUCUUACAAUAUCGCAGACACUGAAAGCAGAAGCCAACGCGAAUCGAUAUUUCAAAGAAAUGUUCGAAGGUCUCAUGAACUGUCAGUUUUUCAAUGAGGUGCAAGCGAACUAUUGCCGCCCAAUGGCGCCAGAGGAACAGACCAUGCACGCCGCGCAGUCAAUGUACACGCAAUACGCCAUUCAGUCCGCUCUUGUAACAGCGUUUUCCGUCAAGCGCGUUCACUCGGCGGCGUGCCUGACCGGCGGGGCCUGUGAUGCGUUCAAACUCGCGAAUAUGACCAAACGGUCCGCCUUUAUAGAUGCUAUUCAAAACCAGAACAUCACCUUUGAUCGUGACUUUGGUGGUUUACGCCUGCAGGAGUUUCAGAGCCAGCACCUGCUGACCGCGCUGACCGUGCGGUUCGAGGGUUCCUCCGACGUGAAGUUCGUACCCAGCAACAUGUUCCCCGAGUAUGAGCUCUACAACCACCGACUGGAUUCCCAGCGGUGUGCCCAGAAAGAUGCCCCUUGCCUCAUCAAGGUUGCCACGUAUAGUAAGCUGACCUCCCUGGACAAGUCCCUGCUGUCAGACAUUCGUGACUAUGAAGAUAACAACACUGUGCUGACUUGGCCCAAUAUCCGGAAGUCACAGUGUACGGAUGGCUACCGAUCAGAUUUCUGUCUGAGUCAAAGGUCGGACCCGUCCGUUCUUUAUCACAAGGGUGACAUGUACAUCGUUGGGAUUGUCCCCGUGCACAAUUCGGGCACCACGCCUCUAAAAUGCGGUGAUAUUAAAAGAGGCGGCCUGGACAUUGUUGAAGCGAUCCGAUAUGGAAUAUCGACUCGAAGCGGCGCGUUUGGUGGUGCCAAGAUCGGAGUUAUCCUGGUUGAUAGCUGCAACGAUCCACAAAUUAUACAGGAGAAGAUUCUGACGCUGCACAGACUGGGAGUUUACGUCGACGGGAAGUAUGAGCCGGUGGCCGAAAAGAUCCUGGGAUAUGUAGGGGGCUGGGGCAGUGACGUAAGCACGGCUGCCGCCAAGAUCACCAGCCGACUGGGUCUCGUACAGAUAAGCUACGCCUCCACGGCACCGUCGCUUAGCGAUCGCGACGUAUAUCCGUACUUCCUGCGCGUCCCAAGCGCCGACGACUACCAAGCAGCGACGCUACUCAAGAUCGUGAAGGCGCUCGGGGGCAGUACUAUCCAGGUCAUAUACAGUGAGACGAUCUAUGGCGAGGGUGGAAGGAGUCUUAUACAGACACUCGCGGCGAAGCCGGAUUACAACCUCUGUAUCGGCAACGAGAUUGGCGUGUCCAAGAAUACCAACCUGACAUCCAUCGUGGAGUCGCUCCGUAAGUCUAAGGAAUCGCAAAUAGUCGUCGCUUUCAUCGGAUCGUUCGAGCUGGAGUAUAUUAUCGGCUACUUGAACUUGAAAUUGGCUCUUUACGAGUUCCUCUUCAUCGCGUCCGAAGGUUGGGGGUUGCGUAGUGACAUGUCCAGGUACCGGAACCUCCAGGGCACGAUAACAGUGGCCUCUCGCCUUUGGUGGACCACUGAUGGGUUCGAGUCCCACCUAAAGGCACUGCGGCCCGACAACAAGGAGAAUCCAUGGUUCCGACCCUACCUGGAGAUGAUCUAUGGCUGUUACCUUGAGAGCAGCUUUGACAAAUCUUUUAAUAGGAAAUGCAACGGCACUGAGAAUCUGGAUGGAGCUAAAGGCGUGUUCAGUAUCGACUCAUGGGCGCCGUUCGCUGAACGAGCCGUGUCCGUGCUGUUAAAGGGGGCGGCGUCCACCCUGCAGAAAGUGUGCGGCUCCACUCUGUCUGUCUGUCCGGAGUACUACAAUUCCACCGGCGUGCUGCUUACGGAAGUGAAGCUGCAAAAGGAGCUGGCGGAGCCCCUGGACACCACCCCGCGGCGCGUCUUCACCGCCAACGGCGACGGCACGAUAGGCUACCGGAUAUACGCCAUAGACGUCAAUGGGAAAGCCAAUAAGCUGGGUACCAGUGACAUUCUCAAUGACAGUCUCGCGUUCCACUUUCCGGUUGAGCAGUACUACAUCUACCGACCUUCUACUUCCAUAACAACAAAAUGUACCGACGGCGUCGUCUGUCGGAAGUGCUACCCGCAACCCACCUCGCCGCCCGGGAGUGGACAGACGGCGUUUCCAGGGGGCGCUGUGGCAGCCAUCGUGGCGCUGGCGGUUUUCGCGUGCGUCCUCCUCGUGGUUCUUCUAUGCAUCUGCAAGCGGACCGGAUGUCGUUUGAGAUGUGAUGCCUUAAACCCACCAUUAGAUGACACAUACCAGACCGCACCCUUGGACAACACGUACCUGACGGCGAUAUACGCACAGCAGCGGCAACAGCAUGGCGUAGACGGAAGUGAAACGCCGACCACAGUAAUCAAGACAACUGACGACUACCACCUCCUGCAUGACAAACGGGUUCCGAUGGAGCGGCCUGCUGGUUCGUUUCCAGGGGGCGAUAAUAUCCAAUGCGUCGCGGUGUUGCCAGGGAACGAAAAUGUGGCGUCAGUGGUGCCGUGUGUCGGCACUUUAAAUUCAAGGCAAUCGGACAACAACUUGCAGGCUCCGCUAGCACACGAUUUAGGCGCUUUUAAGACGUCAAGUAAACAUGCAACGCUGUCAAAAUCUGACCUGACAGCACCGAUCCAUAGCAACAUUCCAGCCCUUGAACAGCAGGACGCGUAACGUGAUGCCGUGGACACCGUGACGGGGCUUUAAUAAACACAUGUGAAUUCCGUGGAAAAUUGCACUUAUGGCGGUUAUAUAUUUCAUUAUUGAUCAUAUAAGAUAACCAUUUUAUCAGAACACAUGAUAAAAUUAGCAAAAAUGUGUAAUAAUGAAUGUCUAUGCUUAGUUGUUUAAUAAGAAAUCCAUAAUACUGUGCUAAUUGGCUUCGUUUUAAUAGGUGACUGUAUUCCCGGGGGCCUUUUUAAAAAUCGUAUUACUAAAAAUCAACAGCCGGAAGCCGAAGACGCGGGUUUUUGUGAGCAACAAUAGAGCUUAAUUGGUAAAAAUAGUUGAAAUCUGCCACUCGGUUGCAAAGGGACGGGCUUCUCAAACCGGAGUCUGUGACGCCCCAAAUUUACCCAACGUUGGUGACAUUCUUGUUUGAAGUGUGUGUGUUGGUCGCUUAGCAAUGAUUGAGGAAUUUUAAACACACAUAAGUCUAAGUUGUUUUAACAGAGGUCUACGCAACUGACAGAAAAAAGUUGCUCAAUGGCCGAUAAGGUAUCGAAAAAUCUUUCAGAUUUGAAUUGUUACUGUUGUGUUUUUUUUGUGUUUUUAUUAAGAGCUGUAUUUGAAAAAAAAUGCUACGGAUCGGAACUUGUGUUAUUAUACGUUACAAUAAGGUCACAACGAUAUGUUUUGUAUAGGUGUUGCAUGUAAUUAAAAUGUAUUUUUAAGAAGUCAGUGCUCGACGCGGUACACGCCAAACGGUACAUUUUUUUGUACGUUGAAGAUUUUAUAUCUACUAAUAAUGGCGUUAUUUAUUGUUUACGCAUCCAUCUGUGAUAAUGAUUUCAGAAGUUGAUAUUCAAAUUUUGUAAUUAAAAACCCAUUUUGCAAUUUUUAAUCUGACGAACAUUAUACGUGUUCAUCUUUUCAUAAUAGUUUUUAGUAU
Dreissena polymorpha is the source of this 4763-nucleotide messenger RNA. RefSeq lists its product as uncharacterized. NCBI's taxonomy places the organism in Eukaryota, Metazoa, Mollusca, Bivalvia, Myida, Dreissenidae. Bases 155 to 3826 code for a protein of 1223 amino acids. The record is from RefSeq and is a predicted model, not a curated record. The transcript is spliced from 11 exons. Gene Ontology annotation, cellular component: membrane. Gene Ontology annotation, molecular function: group II metabotropic glutamate receptor activity. Gene Ontology annotation, biological process: G protein-coupled glutamate receptor signaling pathway; regulation of synaptic transmission, glutamatergic.